AUGUGCUCAUAAAUAUUUUGCAAAAUCGAAGUACGCAGAAGACGAAAAACAACAACCAUUCGUCUCGAAGUUUAAUAGUAAUCGAAAUGCAGAAGGAUAAUUCGAAAUCGUAUUUUAUCGAUUUCCCUGGAGACGAAAGUCACGAUGUGCAUGAAACAUCUGCAAGAGUGAGAAACAUGUUAGUCAACGUCUCCAAACUUUUGACGGCUCCAAAAAUGUCGGGGGAACUGACUGUGCCACAUUUUGUGACGUAUCUUAUUAAAAAGUUACCGACAACGGUAUACUUUUGUAUAAAAAACAAUAUUAAAAGUGUCAUGGUGACGUCAUCCAUCGAUAGGUUCUUGAAAUCAAUAGUCAGUAUUAAAAAGAGAACAGCAAUGCCAAGAACACCUGAUACAAGGUCUUCACAUCCAUAAAUGAUGUUAUACAAGAUGAUCACACUCGAGAUAAUGUGACCAUCUUUAUAGGACCAUCAGGGUCUGGAAAAACGAG
Molecule: messenger RNA, 492 nt
Organism: Leptopilina heterotoma
Lineage: Eukaryota; Metazoa; Arthropoda; Insecta; Hymenoptera; Figitidae
Exons: 3
Coding region: 87-416 (109 amino acids)
Source: RefSeq, a predicted model, not a curated record